AUGGCUCGUGGAAAACAAAAAGCAAUUGGUAGGCGGUCCAAAUAUUCUUCUAAUCCGUCAAUUGAAGAACAACCGUUAAAAGGAGUUCAAACUGAAAUUGACAAAGAAGUUCAAUCAAGUGAAGAAGAAACCCCGGAAAUGAGGAUUAUAAGGAACCAAAAGGGUAAAAUGAAAAACCGGGAAGAUCAACCGGAAGUGGAAGAACAACAACAACCAGACAAGAAAGAUGCAACACCUCGUGUUGUUGGGUUGCACAUUCCUGAUGAUGAUGAUGUAAUAUAUGCACGAGAUGAUGGUUUACUACACAGUCUUCCAGCCGACGGAGGCAAAGUGUUGAUUGCUUACAGAGAGUCUUGGGCUAAGAGGAUAUAUGAGACUCCUAGCCAUUGUCGUGCAGUCAGAGUUUUGAGACAUCAAAGGGAUGCACAUUGGGAUUUGUUUAAAGAGGUGCUUGAGGUGAUUGUUAUAGUGAAAGCCUCUGAUUUAUGGCCUGCCAUUAAAUAUGGUCAUCAGGAAUGUGAUAGAGUGACAGCCUCCGCCUUUGCCGAGAGAUUUGCUCCUGAGACUUACACAUUUCAUAUCCCCUUUGGCGAGAUGACAAUCACUCCUGACGACGCGAACAAGAUUACGGGCCUUAGGGUCACAGGCGAAAGCGUGGAUGCAACGUUUUAUAAUAUGAUUUGGGAUGAGUUGUAUAAGUUGGCGAAGGAAACUCUAGGUUGGACAAGAUCAAUAACCGAACUAGAGUUUUGUUGUUCUGUGAGGGAUGCCACUUCUACACAUGAUGAUAAAGCAUAUAUGUUGUACACUCUUGGAAGAGAUAUAUUUCCAGACACUUCUGGGAACAAGGUGAGUGCUCAAUAUCUCCAAUUUUUCAAGGAUGUUCACUCGGUUAAUAGUUAUGCUUGGGGGACAGCGUCACUUGCCUACCUACUCAAUCAACUGGCACAAGCAUCUAGGUUGGCAAGUACAAACGUUGGAGGAAAUUUCACUAUGCUUCAGUCCAGAGGAUAUUUUGAGAAUCUUGAAUUAUUUAUGGACAAUAGGAAUUCAGUUUCUUUGGUUGAGGAUAUUUUGAGAAGUCUUGAAUUAUUUAUGUAG
Messenger RNA from Papaver somniferum (opium poppy), 1101 nucleotides. Its product is annotated as protein MAINTENANCE OF MERISTEMS-like. The record is from RefSeq and is a predicted model, not a curated record. Lineage: Eukaryota; Viridiplantae; Streptophyta; Magnoliopsida; Ranunculales; Papaveraceae. The transcript is spliced from 4 exons. Bases 1 to 1101 code for a protein of 366 amino acids.